CAAUAGGAAACACGUCUCUCGGAAUAAAAAGCAGCCGUUCCGAUAUUAACACACAUUGUGCGAAAGAGUUUGUUUAUAUUUAUUUACAAAGAUUACGGAUGUUCUGUGUAAAGACAGAAAUAGUUGUUUAUACCUUCUACGGAAGCAUUCGUACGCUCCGGUAUCUCGUCCUUCUAACUUAUGGAUUAUGAACUGAUCGGGGGUUCAAACAGUAGUUUGACAAUAUUAAGCGUACUGAUUAACACGAAGUUAAAUGUCCACGCGUUUUAUAUCGAGUCUGAGUGUUGCCAUUUUAUCAUCACUUAAUUGAUGUGUAAUACUACAUCACUGUCAGAGAUUGAUCUCGUAUCCAGGUAAAGGUAGAGUGAAUGUGGUGAAUUUGAUUGAUCUUGUAACAGAACAGAUUAUUAUCCAGGUACAGGUAGUAUGUCUCGAUUCUUCCUUCCCCCGCCGAGUGUAUAACUGUAUCUAUCCCCCGCACGUUGACUAUACCUGUACGUAUUACGGCUAUCUGCAGUUGUCUUUAUGAAGUUCAUGGUAAAUACUUCGGUUGUGUAGAAAUGAAUUGUUAAUGGAUGAUAAUGUCUGCCAAUCUCAACGCAUUUUCUAUGGAGAAAAUUAAUAAACAACCUUCGGGUUGUCGUCUUUCCUGUUUACACUUGUGAGCUUAUACUUACCAUUUACCGGCACGUCUGAAAUAAACACUUGAGACAAUUAAUGCGACUAUAAAUCAGACGUUUCAGGAUAUUGGUAUAAGAUACUUUUCCUCGUUGAUAUCUAUCUUUAUUUAGAAAGGAUUACUGGUUAGUUGAAGACGUGUAGGCAUGGAGUUGUAAAACAUGACAGUCUGUGGCUUGAGUACUUUUUUUUUCAUUCAUCUUCGGUGUACUAAUCGUCUUGAUUCCCGCUGACUUUGUCAGUAUUUGGUUUCCUGCUGACCUGACAUUUCGUCCACUGGCAUUAGAAACAUUUCUCUAUAUCGUGACAUUUAUCAAUUGAUUUAAUACGAUAAUUUUUAUUCUAGUUUCGAACCCACGCUCUGUGGUAAAUACCGUGAAUUCGAAGUCGCUGAGAACCCAAAUUGAUUCAGUGACAGUGGUGGGCAGGGUUCUGUGGGCGUACCCUGCUGGCAGACGAUCAGCUAUCAUACCUAGACAAGGACAUACCUGGCGGGCUCAGGCUUUUGAUCUCACAUUACCAUGUGUCGAAUUUCUCCGGUUAGUUCCUUGCGAUCGGAUUAGUCGAUGAGGAAUUCAAUUGCACAGCUAAUUAUUGGAUAUAUAGAAGUGAAGUUAUUGUUGGCAGUCGUAUCGUAUUUGAUGGAACUGAGACUACGACUACCAAUACGUCGAAACCGCUUUAUCCUCAUCAUCAUCGUAGACAUUCGCUAGCUACGAUUCAUCGGUUUUGGCACAGCUGUGUCUAUUCGCAUCCACGAUAUUCAAAAGCGAGCGACGUAUGUUCUGAAGAUUUGCAUUUAAUAUGAUAUAAUGGAUCAAACAACGUCUAUGUACCUACCAGAAAUAUCGAAACAGUAUGACGGAAACGUGUCAAAUAUGAGUCAAAUAACCGCCGAUAUGCCGCUAUCGGUGACGAUACCAGUCGCUACGCUUAUGAUAUGCGUCAGUAUCGUAACGUCCAUUGGUAACGCGUUGGUGAUACACGCAAUUCGAACGGAAAAACGACUGCAGACCGUAAGCAACUACUUUAUAAUGAGUCUUGCAGUAGCAGAUAUGUUGAUAGGAUUGAUAGUAACACCACUGAGUAUGCUCUUAUUUGUUAGCGACCAGAAGUGGAUUCUUGGACUGCCUAUAUGUCAGGCCUGGCUGUCCGUGGAUUACGUUUGUAGUACAGCGUCCAUCUUUAAUUUGUUUGUGUUAAGUUUAGAUCGCUACUGGUCGAUUACGUCACCAUUAAGGUACAUUCGAAAAAGAACUGUAAAACGAGCGGCUGUUAUGAUAUCAUUCGUUUGGAUUUUUUCGUCUCUUUGGAUAAUCCCCAUUUUAUUUUGGCAUAUGGUUUUUCUGGGUGGAAAAAGAAGUAUUGAAGCUCAUGAGUGUGAAACAGAAUUUCACAAUAACCUCGUGUUUAAGAUCAUUACAGCAGCUUUUAAUUUCUACAUCCCACUCGUUGUAAUGGUUUAUAUAUACAUUCGGAUUUACUGGGAGAUAAGAAGGCGAAGUGAACUAGCGGUUGGCCGAAAAACUUACGGAUUUAAGAAGAAAAUUGGUGACGAAGAUGCGCGUAUGGUUACGCAGCAACUUGACUUAACGAGUGCACAAGGCGGGUCGUUUGGAGACGAGUGUGAUUAUGAAUAUGAAUCAAUGAGCACAAGUAAAGAGGGCACAAUCAAUAAUGAAGUCGCAAAAAAAAUUAAUUACGUCAACCGGCAAAAUGACAAUGAACGUGAACAAUUUGAGGAGCUAUUAAGUAUGAAAACCAUCGAUAUCAAAUCUAGAGAUAUAGAUAUCGAGGAUGAUGAAGAUUUAAAAGAGGAUGGAUUUCACAUGGAUUCGAACAGUAAUUUUGAGAUGGACUUAUCGGAUCUGACUUCUAAAUUGAGUGCAGAAGCACAAGAGGACAAUUCGGAAACCCAAGAAUCAAAAAUUAUACAAAACGGAUUAUGCACACAAACAAAACUGCCUAUAAGACGUUGUUCUAGUGAUUUGGAAUAUAUCCCAUCGCAAUCAUAUGCAAAUAGUACGUACGCAAUACCGGAUAUUCCAAUUGCAGAAAGUAACUCUUCUGAAAAUCUACAUUCUAAAGUUCCGCCGAAAAAGCGGCGGGUGCGUCGAACUGUUAGCAGUCAACAGUUUGAGACAUCCACUUACACAGUGCUACAAACUGUCAAUGAAAAUGAGGAAGCAAUCUGCAUUGAACGUACUAAUAGCGUAAUGAUACAGUGUAUGAAAUCAAAAUCAUCAUCGUUCCCACGACAAAAACACACACAGCACAACAGGCCCAUUGUGUCUCAGAACGGGGAUGCCGCCCCAGUUCAAACAUUUUCCAGAUCAGCAUCACUGUCGAGAAGAUUAGGAAUUACGCUGCAAACAGGAAUCGCAGGAGAAACUCUCGGAAAGAUAAAACGUUUUUCUUUAAGCAAAGAAAAGAAAGCGCUGAAACAACUUGGUGCGAUUGUCGGUUGUUUUGUUAUCUGUUGGCUACCAUAUUUUGUUGUAUUCAUGAUUGUUUCAUUUUGUGAAAAGUGUGUAAAUGAACAUUUUUACUAUUCUACCAUCUGGUUAGGCUAUAUAAACUCUGCAUUAAAUCCGUUUAUAUAUCCUCUAUGUAACAAUAACUUCAGAGUUGCAUUUCGGCGAAUGCUACGAUUAGACGGAAAGAAAGAACCAGAUAACUGAAGUCGUAUUAUAAUGCAGUUUAUUUUCAUCGAUUCGGUGACAGGCAUUGAAAAAGUGCUAGAAGUUUAAUUUUGAAAGUUCUACAGUGAUACUCAUGUUUAAAUGCUACACUCGAUAUCAUAGUCUAUUGCGGUUUGCAAAAUGUGGAAUUUUCUAAAUCAGAACGACAAUAGGCCGACUCAUCAAUGAUAUAUAUAACUUUAAUUAUCUUAUUUGUACCGUAAUUCAUAAGUAUCUUGUGAAAAUUAAAAUACGUCUAAAUUAGAA
Messenger RNA from Anneissia japonica, 3626 nucleotides. Its product is annotated as muscarinic acetylcholine receptor M3-like. Gene Ontology annotation, biological process: adenylate cyclase-activating adrenergic receptor signaling pathway. Gene Ontology annotation, cellular component: plasma membrane. Gene Ontology annotation, molecular function: G protein-coupled acetylcholine receptor activity. Bases 1491 to 3359 code for a protein of 622 amino acids. The record is from RefSeq and is a predicted model, not a curated record. Lineage: Eukaryota; Metazoa; Echinodermata; Crinoidea; Comatulida; Comatulidae. The transcript has 3 exons.